Molecule: messenger RNA, 390 nt
Organism: Arctia plantaginis
Lineage: Eukaryota; Metazoa; Arthropoda; Insecta; Lepidoptera; Erebidae
Source: the annotation of a GenBank genome assembly
AUGGAAAACACUUCAAGUGUAGGUUGUGCCUUUGCAGGCUGCAAGCGCAAGGAGGAUUUAACUUCGGAUACCAUGCCUUCCCCGAAGAAGCCGCGUUUGGUUUUCACAGACCUCCAGCGGCGUACUCUACAGGCUAUUUUUAAGGAAACAAAACGACCAUCAAAAGAAAUGCAAGUUACAAUAGCGAGGCAGCUCGGCUUAGAGCCGACUACAGUAGGUAAUUUCUUUAUGAACGCCCGAAGACGAUCAAUGGACAAAUGGAAAGAUGACGAUGCACCAUCCACGGAAUUAGAUGCACAGUGCGACGGUCACGACCUCGAUAGAGUACCAAGUCUAGAUUCAGCAGAAUCUGAAGAAGACCAUGAUGAUGCCGACGACCACCUGUUGUGA